CGAAUUUCAAUGGAGAUAAUUACCUCGAAAUAUUUUUCUGUUCAACAUUCAAUCUAUGUGAAUACUAAGAAUUAUCGAUCAUAUUAUACAUUGUCAUCGAAUAAAGAAAAUCUAGUGGUAUCAUAUCUGCAUUAGUUCAAUUUAGGCAAUCAAGACUUCAAUAAAUAAAUAGAGAAAAAGUCACUAGGACUGAUGACAAUCAAUUAAUCGACCAAAACCAUUCCAUAUGGAUUUUUAUACAGUGGAUUCUCGACUUACGAACAAAAUUUUAACGAAAAAAAAUUUAAAUUUGAAAUUUUGAAUUUUUCCAACGAAAAAAGAAUGUAGAACCAAUCAAUUGUGAUUCAAAUUGGCUGUCAAAUAAACUAAUAAAUUAUCAUAAUUGAUGAAAUUUCUUAAUUUCAACCGGACAUUAAAAAAUUUAAACUUCUGGAACGCAAUUGUUCAUUGGUAGAGUUCUCACUGUUCAACCAAAAAAAGAAAAUGCCAUCAUUAUUAUCGUUGAUAAUGAUAUUGCAUGGCGAAAUUCAUAAUUCAAAAAAACCGAUAAAAAACGUAACAUUCUUGAGUUUUUCAUUCAUUCAUCAAACUAAGCAACAACAGAAAUGUUAGAUCAGAAUGUCGAUGGAGAAAUUAAUUCAAAAAUUUUAUGAACAUAUAUUUCCAUUGCUUUAUUAUAAUCGUCUCAUAUUGGAAAAAUGGCCAGAUUUUUUUUUAAAUGAUGAUGGUUACAUACGACAAAAAAAUUUCAAUCAACAUCUUGGUCGUCCAUUUUAUCAAGUUACAAUACCUGGUAUUAUUACGACAUUUAUUGGCCUAACAAUAUUCAUAUACGUUAAUAAUCCAGCUUGGUGUCGACAAUAUUCAUUUUGGUUAUUGGCACAAUUCCCACCAGAUGAUGGUGGACAGAUAUAUACAUUAAUCGUAGCCGCUAUAUGGUCAUUAUUACAUAUGCUACAAAUGUUUUAUGGAUAUCGUACAAAUCUACGGGAUUUUGAUUUUCUUAUUGUUCUAAAUCUUGAUCCAGAAACCGUUGUGCGAAAAGAAAAUGGAAAUAAAGAAAAUAAAAAAUGUAAUGACCGAUUAUUAUUGAAUGCCAAUGAAAGGCAACAAUUAAAAACCUUUAAAAGGCGAAUGUUUUUCAUCCUCAAAUUGAUAAGUCAUUCAAUAGCGGCUGUUGGCUACACUGCAAUAGCCAUACAGAUUGUACUAAAACGUCUUUGGGAGUUAUCGUUUUUUUGGUUAAUUUUUUGGAGUUGGACAUAUGCUACUUGGUCAUAUUAUAUCUGUUCAGCUUUAUAUCAAUUUCCAACUAUUGCCCAUUUAAUAUUUCAUUAUAUAAGAUUGAAACAAAAAUCAGUACAAAAACAAAUCACACGUCUUAAUCAGCUAAUGCAAUCAUCAACAUCGUUAAAUCGAAAAUCCAAAUAUAGAAUGACAAAACAUUUCAUUCGCAUAAAUCGUAUGCAUUUCAAUAUAAACAAAGAAAUUAUUAAAAUGAAUAAUCAAUCCAAUCGAAUUUUAACCAUAUUAUUGACUGGUUUUACAAAUCUUAUUACAUAUAUAACAUUUCUUAUUUUUUUUGUUGAAAUGUUUUCAGUUUAUCGUCUGUUACUUAUUAUUGUUUAUACUGGCCAUUGCUGUACUUUAUUAUCAUUGAUAUAUUGCUGUUCAAGAAUUUUCACAAGAAAUCAACAAUUUUAUCAUUCAACACGUAAAUAUUUGACCAAUUCAUAUGCAAAAAAUUUUAUGAAUGUUAUUAAUUUUAACAAGUAUGAAUCAAUCAAUGAGAUAUCGAUGAAAAUACCAUUUGGUUUCACAUUGACUAACAAUAUAUUGAUUACGCAAAAUUCAUUUACAACCGUAUUCUAUGAUAUGAGUACAAUAUUUUUUCUAUUAAUGAAAUGAAAAUCAUGAAUUUCAAAAACAGAAAACAACUAAUCCAUGGCGAUUUCAUAUUCUUAUUCAAAACAAAACAAACAAACAACAACAACAACAACAACAAAACAACAACAAAAAUGGCAAAAAUUACUUAUCUACUUUUGUGUUAAGAUUUAAAAUUUAAUGUAUCUAAGAUGAAAUAAUAUUAUGAACUAGAUAGAAUGUGAAAACACCAUAGAAACACAAAUAUUAAAUUAGAGAAAAAAAGUGGAAAUGUAUAAUAAUAUUAAUAAAAAUUAAUUUAUAAGAUCA
Messenger RNA from Dermatophagoides farinae (American house dust mite), 2193 nucleotides. Lineage: Eukaryota; Metazoa; Arthropoda; Arachnida; Sarcoptiformes; Pyroglyphidae. The record is from RefSeq and is a predicted model, not a curated record.